AGACAUUGUGGUAUGACUGAGAAUAUCAAAGAAGAUCAUCCAUGCUGCUGCAAAUUAACCGUUACAUCCCUUUGAAAUAAUAGUACCUUCCAAAUAAAACAUGGCGACUUCCAUGUGUUGAAAAUUUUCGGCGUGUUAUGCGUAUAUGCAUUCGUACUGUGAAGUUCAUUUUUCGUUUCUUACAUCAUUCACAGCAACCAACCAUUGUCUAUAGAUCCUUGACAAUCGACACAAUGCCAAGAAGCAUCAAACAGAAACUGGGCCACAAAAAGAAAUGGAAGCCGAAAGGAAGUGGUAGGAUAGGUUAUGAAGAAAUCACCAGAGCUAAUGCUGCAUUUGAAAGUUAUUACAAGGCUCAGGGUAUUGUUCCAGAAGGAGAAUGGGACCAGUUUAUGACAACUUUAAAAACUAAUUUACCAGCUACAUUUAGAAUAACAGGUUUUAGAAGACAUGCCAAGCAACUGUUGACAUUUUUAAAGAGUCACUACUUCAAUGAGUUGGUGAAUGUUGAGGUGGAUGGAUUAAGUGUUGCAAAACCAUACCCAUUACCAUGGUAUCCUGAUGAACUUGCUUGGCAACUGAACCUUUCCCGCGGCAAUAUCAGAAAAAUAGCAGCUUUAGAAAGAUUACAUAGCUUCUUAGUCACAGAGACAGAAAGUGGUAAUAUUAGCAGACAGGAAUGUGUCAGCAUGAUACCACCAUUACUAUUAGAUGUUCAACCACAACAUAAGGUAUUUGAUAUGUGUGCUGCUCCUGGGUCUAAAACAGCCCAACUCAUAGAAAUGUUACACGCAGAUGAAAACCAAACAUGGCCAGCACCCCUAAUAGUAAUAUUUAUUUGCAGUGCUCCUCCCAAGAAACGACCACGUUUUGAUGGAUACAAAGAAGAUCCAUUUGUGUUUUUUACCAAGGAUGAAGAGGUCUGGUCUUCCAUACGUGAGUUCUACCGUGUUUCAUCAACAUUUCCUCACACCCAGCUGUUAACAAGAUGUGAGACUGGUAGAAAGAACAAUCUGUAUCUUGUAAACAAAGUAAUCAAAGACAUUAUUAGCAAUAAUGAAGAUAAAGUCAAGGUUAUCAAUAGUGGUAUUAGAGUGCUGGCUAGAAGUGAUUCAUCUGAUGUUCCAUGCCCAUUCAGGUUGGGUCAAGAGGGAUCCAUAGUGAUGAAACCUUUUCUUGAAAACAGACUGGUGAGGCUAACAAAGAAAGAUGUUGUCAUACUACUCACAGAAGAAAAUCCAUUUAUACAUAAAUUGUCAUUUGAUGCAAUACAAGAAAUCAACGCCCAUGGUCAAGGCAGUCUUAUGUUCAUCUAUGAGCCAGGUGAAAG
Saccoglossus kowalevskii is the source of this 1330-nucleotide messenger RNA. Its product is annotated as RNA cytosine-C(5)-methyltransferase NSUN2-like. The record is from RefSeq and is a predicted model, not a curated record. Gene Ontology annotation, cellular component: cytoplasm; nucleus. Gene Ontology annotation, molecular function: tRNA (cytidine-N5)-methyltransferase activity; tRNA binding. Gene Ontology annotation, biological process: tRNA methylation. Lineage: Eukaryota; Metazoa; Hemichordata; Enteropneusta; Harrimaniidae.